UGAACUAAUUUGAAAAUGAGCAGGGCCGGUCGAGGAGGAGGCCGCGGUGGCUUCACCAAAACCAACCCCCAGUUUGCUUCGCUUGGUGUGAACUCUGCAGAAGGAGCCCCCAUGUUAGUUACCCAACCACCCCCAUUAUACCCAUUACUAGCCCGCAGACCUGUACCAUUAACACAAUCAUCAGAUCUGGAUUAUUUGGUUGUGCUAAGGCAAGAUUACAUAGACCAUAUGCAAUUAUCUUCGUCGUUUCUGAAGAAGCCACAAACUGGAACUGAAUCAACUAAUGAAAUUGAUAGACUGUUGUCACAAUUGCCACAAACUAAGGGACAGUAUGAAUGGAAUUUGUUGCCAGCGGAACUGCGACCGAAAGUCCUUGCAAAGAGAAACAAAGUGAAUGCGGUUUCUAAAAACGUUGAUAUACAAGAAACGUUAUUUAAACUGGAGAAAAUGGAGAGUGAAGGUGCAGAAGAGACGAAAGAAAACGAGGCUGCAGAAGACGACGAGGAAGAAUUGAAGCUUUCCGAACCGGAGGACGAAGAGAUGGACGAUGGGACAGAUUAUGCAAAUAACUAUUUCGAUAAUGGUGAAGCGUAUGAGGACGAAGAAGAUAAUUUGGACGAUGGACCUGUGUAUUAAUUAAAUUAUAUUGAAUAGAAAUAUAUUUUAUCUAAAUUCAUGCUA
Molecule: messenger RNA, 681 nt
Organism: Nicrophorus vespilloides
Lineage: Eukaryota; Metazoa; Arthropoda; Insecta; Coleoptera; Silphidae
Gene: Polr3G
Product: DNA-directed RNA polymerase III subunit RPC7
Exons: 3
Coding region: 16-636 (206 amino acids)
Biological process (GO): transcription by RNA polymerase III
Cellular component (GO): RNA polymerase III complex
Source: RefSeq, a predicted model, not a curated record